Molecule: messenger RNA, 1375 nt
Organism: Raphanus sativus (radish)
Lineage: Eukaryota; Viridiplantae; Streptophyta; Magnoliopsida; Brassicales; Brassicaceae
Product: putative E3 ubiquitin-protein ligase XBAT35
Exons: 9
Coding region: 44-1375 (443 amino acids)
Molecular function (GO): protein binding
Source: RefSeq, a predicted model, not a curated record
UUCAUGAAAAAAAAAUCCGGUUUUGAUAAUCAGUGAAGGGACAAUGGGGCAAAAGCAAUCGAAAGGGGAAUUGCUGUAUCAUCAAGUGAGGUACCGUAACUCUCAAGGCAUUCAAGCUCUUCAUCGCGAAGGAGCAGACCUCGAGUGGAUGGAUAGAAAAGGCAGAACGCCUUUGAUCAUGGCAUGCAGGAAGGAUGAGCUUUGUGAUGUCGCCAAGACUUUGAUCGAGUUAGGCGCCAAUGUUAAUGCUUAUCGUCCUGGUCGCCAUGCAGGGACUCCUCUGCACCAUGCUGCUAAAAGAGGUCUUGUGAACACUGUUGAGUUGCUUCUUUCACAUGGUGCAAAUCCAAUUGUUUUCAAUGAUGAUUGUCAGACACCACUUGAGGUCGCUAGAGACAAUGAGUGUGGUUCUGUCGCGGGUGCUAUUGAGAGACAUAUCUGCUUGUUCUCUGGUUAUAUGCGUCAGUCUUUAGGCCCUGCCACACUUCAUUCAAACAGAGUAUGGGUAGUCGUCGUACCAAUUAGUUCAAGAAACCCUGCAGAGCCUUUGAAGUUGGAGGUGGUUGUAUAUGAUAUUUGGCUGGGUAAACAUGAUGACCAGCCACAGACAGUGAUGCCGUUGUGGAAAGCAAAAAUGGUGAUGUUCAUUGCCGAAGAACCAAUAACGAACCAGAAUGAUAUUUCAGUGAUGAUCACUGCCGACGACUCCACUAGUAAUUUCUUGCAACAUUUUGUAUGUCUAUUCUGGUGGAAUGUCCCAAGCCGCUGGAGACAAAGACUAAAACCUAUGCACCAAUUAUUUACAGCAAAACGUCUUAGCCUUGCCCCCUCCAUUAAAGGGGACGAACAACAACUUAAGUGGUUUUGUGAUGCAUGUAAAGGAAUUCCUCAGCCAACACAUCCUUCAAACUUUCUCCAAACAGCACCGUCUGCACCACCACUUAUGAGUGAGACACCAAAUAACAAUCACCAUUCAAUUGGUGAAGCAAGUUCCUCAGCUGCACCACCUCCACCUCCUCCUUCCUCAGGAAAAGCCAGCACCUCGGGUCUCAAUAGCCAUGAAGGUGUUAUUGUACAUAAACCUUCACCAUCAGCUCCUCCAUUGACAGAUGAUGAUUUUCUUUACCCAACAAUCGAUUCAACAACUGUUGAUGUCCCAUCUUCUUCUCCUCAACCAGCUGGGGGUGAAAAGAAAGAAGACGGGAGCGCUGGACAGUGUUCUAUAUGUCUAGACGCUCCAUCUGGCGCUGUUUGUGUCCCGUGUGGACAUGUCGCAGGAUGCUUGUCUUGCUUGACUGAGAUCAAAUCUGAGAAAUGGGGAUGUCCGGUCUGUCGCGCCAAGAUCGACCAGAUCGUUAAACUGUACCGUGUAUGA